GCAGGAGGAGGUCGAGGAGGCCGGGGCGCAGCCGCCAUGGCCGAGGAUGCGGGCGCGCUGCCCUGGUCCAUCAACAGGGACGACUAUGAGCUGCAGGAGGUGAUCGGAAGUGGAGCAACGGCGGUAGUCCAAGCAGCAUGCUGUACCCCCAAGAAGGAGAAAGUGGCCAUCAAACGGAUAAACCUGGAAAAAUGUCAGACCAGCAUGGAUGAGCUUCUGAAAGAAAUUCAAGCCAUGAGCCAGUGCCAUCAUCCUAACAUUGUGUCUUACUAUACGUCCUUUGUGGUGAAAGAUGAGCUUUGGCUAGUGAUGAGGCUGCUGAGUGGAGGGUCUGUUCUGGAUAUUAUUAAGCACAUUGUUGCCAAGGGGGAACACAAAAGUGGAGUCCUGGAUGAGGCCUGCAUUGCCACGAUUCUCAAAGAGGUUCUGGAGGGCCUGGAGUAUCUGCAUAAAAAUGGACAAAUCCACCGGGAUGUCAAAGCUGGAAAUAUUCUUCUGGGUGAAGAUGGCUCGGUGCAGAUUGCAGAUUUUGGGGUUAGUGCUUUUUUAGCAACUGGUGGUGACAUUACCCGAAAUAAAGUGAGAAAGACCUUUGUGGGCACUCCCUGCUGGAUGGCACCGGAAGUCAUGGAACAGGUCCGUGGUUAUGACUUCAAGGCCGACAUCUGGAGUUUUGGAAUUACUGCCAUCGAGCUAGCCACGGGGGCCGCUCCCUAUCACAAGUAUCCGCCCAUGAAGGUGUUAAUGCUGACAUUACAGAAUGAUCCUCCUUCUUUGGAAACUGGUGUUCAAGAUAAAGAAAUGCUAAAGAAAUAUGGAAAAUCAUUUAGGAAAAUGAUUUCAUUGUGCCUUCAAAAAGAUCCUGAGAAAAGACCAACGGCAGCUGAACUGUUAAGACACAAAUUUUUCCAGAAAGCAAAGAAUAAAGAAUUUCUCCAAGAAAAAAUGCUUCAGAGAGCGCCAACCAUUACUGAGAGAGCUAAAAAGGUUCGGAGAGUGCCAGGCUCCAGCGGCCGGCUUCAUAAAACAGAGGAUGGCGGCUGGGAGUGGAGUGAUGAUGAGCUUGAUGAAGAAAGCGAGGAAGGGAGGGCAGCCAUUUCCCAGCUCAGGUCUCCUCGAGUAAAGGAACCAUUAACGAAUUCUGAGCUCUUUCCUCCGUCUGAUCCCAUGGGCACCUUACUCCAGAUUCCAGGACCGUCUCCUGCUCAACUACCUCAGCCAGCUGGACAGACUCCUGCCCAGUCCACUCACAUCACUGUCCCUCUACCUGUACAGGUCCCCACAGCUCCAGCAGGAGGAGCAGGGCAGGCUCUGCCAUCAGAAGGGGCAGGUUCCCAGGAGACCAAGGUCCCCAUAAGUCUGGUACUAAGAUUAAGGAAUUCAAAGAAAGAACUUAAUGAUAUCCGAUUUGAAUUUACUCCAGGGAGAGAUACAGCCGAUGGCGUGUCACAGGAACUCAUCUCUGCCGGCCUCGUGGAUGGCAGAGACCUAGUCAUAGUGGCAGCUAAUUUGCAGAAAAUUGUGGAAGAACCCCAGUCCAAUCGCUCUGUCACUUUCAAGCUGGCAUCUGGCGUUGAAGGUUCAGAUAUUCCCGACGACAGCAAACUUAUAGGAUUUGCACAGCUCAGCAUCAGCUAAACCUCGGGCGCAGAGGAAGCUUCCCCACGGAGAACCCACUCAUCAUGUUUCUAUCGCUCUGUUGGCCUAAAAUUCACUACUGCCAAAGAACCCGGGUCUGCCCUCCCCCUGCCCCGUCAGAUCACCACUGUCUGGCAUCAGCUCACCAAAGUUGCCGUGACACGCUCCGUUUGUAAGCUGAUGACUGCACACGCCGCGCCGGGCCCUGCCUCAGACGCUCGGACGGAUGCCCGUGGCUGGGCCUGCCGCUCUCUUCUUGCCUUACUUGACAAAUGCCACGGAGCGCGAGGCCCUGUUUCUUCCAGCCCCGUGGGGUGCCCAGCUGGUGUUCCUUGUCAUCGGGCACAUCCGCACCAGAUGAGGGGACUGGCCGCACUAUAGCCACGGAAGAUUGGUCAGCCGGAUGCCAGAGGAUUUAACUGCCGGCUCUUUCCUUUGGUCCCAGUGUAACUCCUAGCAGCCAAUAUAAGGACAUCAUAAGCACAGUUUCUAAUGUCAUUGGCCUAAAAUGUUCCAGUUUUAUUGCUCACAUUCUCGAGAAUUUUCCCGAGGCUCAUCCGCCGCGCCCUCCCAGGUGGCUGCUUCCUGAGGACGCGCCCUGGGCCCCCUGCCCAGCGUCAGCUUGGGUGGGGGAGGUUGGGCAGAGUGGGGAGGACCUCUGGCCCAGUUCCUAGACACCCUCGGGUUACUUUUCCCCAGAGUGAUGACAAGCAAGUCAUUACUUCUGUCAUUGGAAAAGUGGUGAUUUUCACCACUUAAAUAAAAUUAAAAGAAACUUCCCCUUGAUCCCAACAUCUUUUCUCCUGUGAGUUUGACCCUCUCAGUGGUGAGGGAAAGGGUCUGUGUGGAACAAGGCUGAGGCUUUCACAGCAAUAAAGGAGAGUCAUGAUUCUCAGGCCAGUCUGGCCUGCCUCCAGCCCCCCGCCUGUACCCAGACCCCUCCACCAACUCAGCCUUGCUUUGAGAUGUGCCCAGGACAGUGAGGGUUCAGGAGGAGACAGUGUUGGUUUGGAUUUCUACAGAAAUCAUAUAAAUGAGACACUUGUAAUACAAUGUGGGAGGAAUCUAUGGGGUUGGGGUUUUUCUUCUACAAUUUCACAGCUGGCCUUCAUAUCCUGUUAUUGGCUGUGGGGGAGUUUUCCCUGCAAUCGCUGGCCCACCUUUGCCUUUCCCUGAUGUGGAGAGGCUGGGGGGGGCUGCCCUCUGCAGGUGACUAGAGACCAUCCUGGUGUUCAGAUUACCGAGCCUUCUAAUUACCAAGCUGGAGCUCCCUGUGGCCUCUCUGAAGGCUCCCCAGCUCGAAUGAUUUCUUCCAGCACGUUCCUGUGAGCCUUGGAGUUCCUUUGCCCCCUUUCAGCCUUUGCCAAGUUGGGAUGGGGGGUGG
Vombatus ursinus (common wombat) is the source of this 3022-nucleotide messenger RNA. It is a transcript of the gene OXSR1, whose product is annotated as oxidative stress responsive kinase 1. The transcript is spliced from 18 exons. Lineage: Eukaryota; Metazoa; Chordata; Mammalia; Diprotodontia; Vombatidae. Gene Ontology annotation, molecular function: protein serine/threonine kinase activity; ATP binding. The record is from RefSeq and is a predicted model, not a curated record. Bases 37 to 1638 code for a protein of 533 amino acids. Gene Ontology annotation, biological process: protein phosphorylation.